AUGGCGUGGGAACUUUCAUCAUGGCUCGUAGUCAUGCGAGCGUUCCAGAUCGCUGCCGCUCUGGUGGGAGCGACCAUGAACGGCUUCGUCACUGCAACCGUCUUCAAGACCGGACACCUUGGAAUGACUAACAGCAUGCUCAUCCCGGAGUUGUUGAUCUGUAUGACCCUUGUCUAUGCUACACUCGCAGUCUUCAUCCAGCAUAGUGGCCACCGAUCCAAGAAGACGGGUUGGCUUAUCACUUUUAUCAUGGGCGAUAUCAUCUUUUGCGGGGUUGAUCUAGCAGUUAUCACCCUUCUUGCUAAUGCCGGGCUUCCUUCUCACUGUGGUGGAUUGACUACUACCAAAGAGGAUGAUCAUCACCAGGUGUACAAACCUCGACCGGGCUUUACUACGCCUGGAUUUACCUCUGGUUAUGAUGGAGGAAAAGGCGAAAUGGACAGGUUUUGUACUUUUGAACGAUCGUAUUAUGCUAUUGCUCUCGGGCUUGUGUUCACCUAUCUCGCCACCGUCAUGCUCACCGUCCUACGAAUCUUCGAGAGAAACUACACUAAAAAUUCUAAGUGCAUUGAAGUUCUAAACUCCCUCGAGCGUGCCGAUACCAUGGAAUCAAAACUUAGCGAUGCCUCCUCGCCAGUCAUCGAAGCCCCGAGACCACAUCCCGACCGAUCAGGACCGUCAAGUGAGGGUGUCAUCACCCGCACCGCUUCGAUCCGUAGUAACGUGACAGCAAUGACGUCCUCGACGGCCGGAAAUGGGCCAUACCUGUCCGGCGCAAUCCAGUCCAGCGCGAUCCAGCCACGAAGACCAGUUAGCCAGAACACAUCAGUACCAGCUCGCCAACUAUCGGUGAGCACCGUCAGCAGCAACAAUACUUCCCGACCAGGCGGGACAAACUCAAACUUCGCCCCAGUUUCUCCGAUAGGCGAAGAUGAGAUAGAUAUCGGGGCAGCACUAGUAGCCGAUGGACCGCAAUACCGUGCUCAUCAGUUCCACAACAACAUUCCACAUCAACAAUACCAAACAACCCAACAAUAUCAACCAAACCGUCAUCAACGAAAUCUGACACAGGGGACGUUACCUCCCCUCGCCGAAAACGACAUCCUAAACCCCGAAGUUGCCUUGUUAGCAGAUGGACCACAAUAUCGUCCCAAUCAACAACAAACCCAACACAGCCAACAACAACAACAACAACAACAACAACAACAACAACAAUACCAACACCUUUACGACUUCCCACGAAAUAUACCUCUAGUACCGCAAGGGGUAAACCUACCUACGCCCGUGAAAGGUGACUAUCUAGCCUUGGCGUCGGACGGAGCAGCGGAUGGUGUACAAUAUCCUUCCAUACGAUCACAGCAACAACAGCCUCAACAUUUAUCUCUACAUAUUUCACAAGGAACAUCACCUCCCACUGGAGGCGGCGGCGGCGGCGGCGGCGGGAAAACCGAUUAUCUAUCCCUAGCAGCAGACGGAUCAAACGACAACCCACAAUACCCAUUAAUCCAACGACAACCCAUCCCCCUUCAACACCACCACCAAAACCUCUCCCUUCAACAAUCAGCCCUACCACCAUUACCUACCAUCCCCGGAACAAACUUCAUAUACCCCGACAUCCCCACGAAUCCCCACAGCCACAGCCACAGCCACAGCCACAGCCACAGCGGCAGCACAACACCCACACCAACCCCCAGGAACAUAAACCCCAACAUCAACCCCAACUACGCCCCCGCAGCCCCCGCCUCGAGCGGACUAAACCUCGAACUAAGAUAUGAUGGAACGGGGAGGACAAACGAGCCGCCAUCACCAGAUCGAUACUCGAUAUCCAUGUCGGAUGUUAGCUCGGUGUCGACUGCGUUACCGCCCUAUCAGCGGUAUGAGAACGGGAUGGAACCACGGCAUGAACAGAGGGGUUCGAGGGGGUCAUAA
Messenger RNA from Neurospora tetraspora, 1929 nucleotides. RefSeq lists its product as uncharacterized. Bases 1 to 1929 code for a protein of 642 amino acids. The transcript has 3 exons. The record is from RefSeq and is a predicted model, not a curated record. NCBI's taxonomy places the organism in Eukaryota, Fungi, Ascomycota, Sordariomycetes, Sordariales, Sordariaceae.